GCGCCUGUGCCUGGCGGGCAUAGAGAGUCCCAAUCCAGCGCGCGUUCCUUCCGUGUUCUGCCAUAUCUCCAUCCUGAUCCCGAAUUCCGUGCCGGAGCCGGAGCCGAAGCGGAAUCUACGGUAGAAUAUAUAUAUACCAGCCGAAUAGAGAGGAGAAGAUCACAAAUCACACACAACCCUAGCAUAGCCAGCCUUUCUUCGUCGAUUCGAUUCGAUCUCUCUCUCUCUCUCUAACAUUAAUCGCCAGGCCAGGAAAGAAGACGAACAAGAUCCAAUCCAUUGUUGGUGGGCAUGGCAAUGGCAAUGGCAGGAGCAGCGUUCCUUCGAUCUGUCGCUGCCAAGACGGCGGCCCGCGCACCGCCUCGCCUUCCAUCUGCACUGGAGGAGCGCCUCCAACACCAUGGCCUCCUCCUUCCAACGAGCUCCAAUCGCCUCUGGCUUUCUAGAUUCUAUACAUCUACUGGUUCCACGGGGCCAACCAACCGCAGGGGUCCGCAAACUCAUAACAAGGGAUUUCUCAAUGACGAGGAGUGGGACCGUGUAAAAGUUGCAUUCAUAGAAGCUGCACCCGGCGCAGCUGUCCUCUCGGUGAUCGUUGGCUACGGUCUUAUGCGUACUCUUUGGCGCCAUCCGGCACCGGACCACAGUAGAGAGGCCGACACGGAUGCCAUCUCGGUAAAAAGGCCGGCCAGGAUGGUAGAGAUGCAGCAAGAAAAUGAAAGGCUACGUGACAUGGAUGCCAUCUCGAUGGAAAGGUCGGCCAAGAUAGUAGAGAUGCAGGAAGAAAAUGAAAGGCUACGUGCGGCCUUGCUUGAUUGUAAGCGAAGUCUGAUUGAAACGUAUGCAGCAAUAACCCGAGCAUCUAGGACAAAGUAAGAAGCAUGUUUGAUGCCAAGCUUAGGUGGCUUAAGAUGAUCGUUGGAGACAACAAGAGUUCAAACUAUCCUUGGAAAGAAAGGAUAAGGAUGACAAGAAAAGAUACGGAACUGACAAUGGAGGUCAGAGAUGAGCAACAUAUGUGCGAUUUUUUGUUUUUGUUUAUGAUAAUGGAUUAUGAGAGACAAAUGUGUAUCUUCUCCUUUGUUAAGCGGUGACAAAAUUGGUCUGUGAUGGCGUCUGUUAAC
This is a messenger RNA of Setaria italica (foxtail millet), 1124 nucleotides long. RefSeq lists its product as uncharacterized. The record is from RefSeq and is a predicted model, not a curated record. Bases 292 to 876 code for a protein of 194 amino acids. The transcript is spliced from 4 exons. NCBI's taxonomy places the organism in Eukaryota, Viridiplantae, Streptophyta, Magnoliopsida, Poales, Poaceae.